Molecule: messenger RNA, 1424 nt
Organism: Pieris brassicae (large cabbage white)
Lineage: Eukaryota; Metazoa; Arthropoda; Insecta; Lepidoptera; Pieridae
Exons: 32
Coding region: 37-1407 (456 amino acids)
Source: RefSeq, a predicted model, not a curated record
GAGAACUGAUUGUGGCCAGACACGCACAGAAUAGCAAUGUUACUGAUGAUCAUUUGUUUUGCGUGUAUCAAUGGACAGAGGAAUAACUUUUUUGAUCAAAAAGAUUUAGAUUAUCCCGUUGGCAGGUAUCCAGGUGCCCCUUGGGAUAAACAACCCUUCAGCGAAAGGAUGAGGCCUAAUAUGGAACCUCAGAAUAAUUACAGACCUCGCAUGCCACCCCCAGAUUUUAGCAAUCGCUUACAUGAACCUCGGGGUGUGGGCAUCCGUUUACCAAUCCAUCAAAAUUUAGAGUCCAACAGAUUCACUGAAAUGGAAAGAAUGAGAAAUAAAGCAGCGGAUGCCCGUGGUUUAGGGCCAUAUGGUAAACAACUUCUAGAAGAUACUAGAGCAGCGAUUGGUGGCCAAUAUAUCAAUUUGAAGCAGGCUGGACUUAAUUCGUAUAAACCAAAAAAGACCGGACCUAGUCCUGGGAUGGGUAUGUAUUGGGAAGAGGAACAGAUCAGUACACGAAAACCAAUACUAGGAAGACCAGUCCCGCCUGAUGAAAAAUUAUUACAAUUAGCUAUGAGCAGAUUAAGGAACAUAAACAACGUGAAUAAAGAAACGUCAGUUGCGCAAUUAUCGUCAUCAGUUACAGACCUACCAUUAGAGAUACAAGAACCGAAGUCACUACAAAUGCCUAUUAAACCAACCAGACCUACAAAGAAUACUAGCGGAUACCCAUUGAUGGACGAUUUUGGAUCACCGAUACGUUGGGUAUCUAUAUUUUCGAAAGAUACCACCGAUGGAUUAGCCAGAGUAACGGAUUUGAAUACAGGAAGAAAUCGCCAAUAUGUAAUAAAUGGCACAAUAUUCGUCCCCGUUAUUGAUUACAGUCUUGAGCGGUUGGGACUAACGACAACAACAUUCCGUCCUAGAGCGGCAAAGAAAGCACUUCGCACUGAUGAGACAGCGUUGAAAAUUGUCGCUGACAACAUUGAUGUGAAUAAUAUGGAUACAAGAGACUGGUUAGCAAUUGAAGUCGCAGUUAGAAGACUGAAAACAAAAGAGCAAAACUGCAAUUCCGAAGCCUGUCCAGCGAGGCAUUUAUCAUUUCAGUGCACCAGACUCGGUUGUGAAUCGAAGUGUCGCGGAGACAGUUGCUCUUCAGGAUGCGUUGGAGUAUCUUGCAGCACAUUUUGUAAAGGACCAAGCUGUUUUGCUAUGUGCAUCGGUGAGGAUUGUAACGCAGGAUGUGAAGGCAUGGCGUGUGAAGCUAGAUGCAUAGGAAACGACUGUCAAGCAGGGUGUCGCAGUUUCUCUUGCAAAUAUCUAGUGAAUGGAGAUUUCAAAGAAGGUGGCGAAACCUGGUCAGAACAUUAUCCUCAAUACGAUAACGCGCCAAUAAAACAAGAAAACCACUAUUAAUAAAAUAUUCCAAAAUC